AUCCACGUAGUGAUGGAGAUCGUGGAGACUGGCAACCAAAUCCUUAACUAAAAAAAAGAAAGUCGAAAACAUUCUGGGAGUUGGUCUCUUUCAUUACACAGCUCAACGCCAAUCCCCAACCCAACUAAACUUUAGUAGCUGAAAUUAGGUCCCCUCCCUCCCCCCCUCCUUCUUUUAGCCACCUCCAUUUCCUCGAUAAUCCAUUCUCUUUAAAACCCAACCCUCCCCCAAAUCCCCUCACUGAAAAAAAUGAUUCUUUCUUUUCUUACAACCCUGCUUCAUAGACUCACCUUACGGUGGCCGGUGCUACUCUACGCUGCCACGUGGACUGUUAUUCUAACUGCGAUGGUGGCGGUGGCGUCGUUCUCGCCGGAGGUGGCCUUUGUCUCCGCCGUAUCUCAGUCAUCUUCGUUCUCGAAAGCGUGCGGAACAGAGGGGUCGGUUAGAGUUCCGAUGGACGUGGCGGGAGAGAAGCUGUGCUUGCCGGUUCACCUCUUCGGUAAGUCCAAAAUCGAUUGGAUUGUUCCUCCGGUUUUCGCGGCCGUCAUUGUUACUGGGUCGGCUUGGGUGGUCCGUGGCAUUGGCUUGUGGGAAUUCGACGAGGCCCAUUGAUUUCGGCUUAUUUCUUUUCUGAUGAAAUUCAUAGUCUAUUUUCUUUCUGUCUGAUUAUAAUAGAAAUAUAGUGUAAUAAAUUAACUCCAAAUAAAUAAAAUCAUAAAUUUUAUAUCUCAA
Messenger RNA from Gossypium raimondii (Peruvian cotton), 732 nucleotides. RefSeq lists its product as uncharacterized. The transcript has a single exon. The coding region runs from base 250 to 612 and encodes 120 amino acids. The record is from RefSeq and is a predicted model, not a curated record. NCBI's taxonomy places the organism in Eukaryota, Viridiplantae, Streptophyta, Magnoliopsida, Malvales, Malvaceae.